This is a messenger RNA of Syngnathoides biaculeatus (alligator pipefish), 2509 nucleotides long. RefSeq names its product REST corepressor 3 (gene rcor3). The record is from RefSeq and is a predicted model, not a curated record. NCBI's taxonomy places the organism in Eukaryota, Metazoa, Chordata, Actinopteri, Syngnathiformes, Syngnathidae. The transcript is spliced from 14 exons. Gene Ontology annotation, molecular function: transcription corepressor activity. Bases 471 to 2189 code for a protein of 572 amino acids. Gene Ontology annotation, biological process: negative regulation of DNA-templated transcription; regulation of transcription by RNA polymerase II. Gene Ontology annotation, cellular component: transcription regulator complex; histone deacetylase complex.
CGAGGAUGUCAAAGUCGUCAGCGCAUUCCCGAUGUGGGGACGGCAAGAAAAUCACUAGAAGUACGCGUGCCCUUUCUGCUGCAUUCGGUUGCACACGAGGCCAUGCAAUAACAACCUGAGAACUAGGAAUUACACGUAACACACACGCACUUGUCAGUGAAACACUGCAAGGGUACAGCGGCAGUGCCCGGGGAGCAGCUCGGGGUAUCAGUGUCUUCUAUGGGACACCAGGGCCGUGAGUCCGUGGGAUGGUCGAGUCCGUGGCAGGCGAUGAUCUUCAGGCAGCGGCAUUUUUUUAGGCUUUGAAAAAUAUCUUCUUUCUUCAUAGCACACCCUUUGGCGUACAUAUCUUCUUUAUUCAUAUCACACGAUUUGGCGUACGUAUCUUCUUUCUUCAUAGCACACGCUUUGGCGUUUAACACACAAAAAAAAUAACCUCAAGAAAAUCCAUUGGAAACGUCUCUGUUUAAAUGCUUUACCUCCGACGUGAACAUCGACCUUUCCAAGAUGGCUACCACCUAGGCACCAAGCACCGCGCCGGGGACAUCAUGCCGGCGGGCAUGAUGGACAAAGGUUCGGAAUAUUUGGGAAAGGCCCGCUCCAACGGGACCAAGAGUCCGUCCAACGCGUCAAACGGACACUUGACGGACGACAGCGGCAGUGACGACGAACACGAUGUCGGCAUGCGAGUCGGAGCCGAUUAUCAGGCCACCAUACCCGACUUUGAGGCUGGUUCCAGCAAAUAUUCGGAGAAGGACAACGGCGGGAUGUUGGUGUGGUCGCCCUACCAUGACAUUGAUGACUCCAAAUUGGAUGAGUACAUCGCCCUGGCCAAAGAGAAGCACGGCUACAAUGUGGAGCAGGCGCUGGGAAUGCUCUUCUGGCACAAACACAAUAUUGAGAAGUCUUUGGCCGACCUUCCCAACUUUACACCUUUUCCCGACGAGUGGACAGUGGAGGACAAAGUACUCUUUGAGCAAGCGUUCAGUUUCCAUGGGAAGAGUUUCCACCGCAUCCAGCAGAUGCUUCCAGAUAAAUCCAUUUCUAGUCUGGUCAAGUAUUACUACUCGUGGAAGAAGACCCGUUCCAGAACAAGUCUGAUGGACCGCCAAGCCCGAAAACUGGCCAGCAGGAGCAACCAGGGGGACAGUGAUGAGGAAGUGGAAGAGGGGAACGCCAUGGAAACCAACGACAGUGACUAUGACCCCAACAAGGAAGCCAAAAAGGAGCCCAACAACCUUGCGGAGCCACCGCCGCCGGCCUCCAAACUGGCGCCGGGCCGCCGGGAGCACCAGACUCUGCAACACCGCCACCACCAGCGCUCGCGAUGCCGCCCCCCGAAAGGCAUGUACCUGACCCAGGACGACGUGGUGGCCGUGUCCUGUAGUGCCGCUGCCGCCAACAGCCUUUUGCGGCAACUGGAUAUGGAACUGGUGUCCCUCAAGAGGCAGGUUCAAAAUGCAAAACAGAUGAACAGCGGACUGAAGCACGUCUUGGAAUCUGGAAUCAACGACUUCCGCCUGUCCGAGAGCACACAGAAGGUGAACGCUCGCUGGACCACCGACGAGCAGUUGCUUGCCGUUCAAGGUGUCAGGAAGUAUGGCAAAGAUUUCCAGGCUAUCGCCGACGUCAUCGGUAACAAAACGCUGGGACAAGUGAAGAACUUCUUCGUCAACUACCGACGGCGUUUCAACCUGGAAGAGGUGCUUCAGGAGUGGGAGGCAGAGCAAGGCGACGGCACCGCCCACUCCGGGGAGGAGUCGAAGACCGCGUCGGCCACGCACUCCGGGAGGAGCACGGACGAGGACGAUGACGAGGCUCAGCCGGCCUCGGGGGCGUCCUCCGGCGCCGCGUCUUCGUCUCAGGCCGCCGUGACGUCAAGCCCCACCUCCUCACUCCAGCAGCCGCCUCCGCUCCUGCGUCCCUCGCUACCCGCCACGCCCUCCCUACACCGCCAGCCACCGCCCCUUCAGCAGCAGCCCCGCCCUGCGCUGCAGCAGCCCCGCCCUGCCGCCUUGCAGCAGCCCCGCUCCGCCGCCUUGCAGCAGCCGCCGCCGCUCAUUCGGCCCUCUAAUCCGCCGCCACCUCGUCUCAACCCCCGCCCGUCUGUCUCAACGGGCAGCCAGCAGCCUUCCUCCUUGACGCUCCACCAACCGGACCCGGCGGCCUCAUCCUCCUCUCACCAUUAACCCGCUGAGAGGAGCCAAGAGAAGAAGACGGGAUGUCUGUCAUGAAACAUCUGAAUGAGGCGCCUUUUAUGGCAUUUAACUUUCCUACAGCAUGAGAAGGCAAUAGAAGUGUCCGACGCAAACUGUCAAUCGAAGACAAAAAAGAAAGCGAGAAAUUACACAACCAAUAUGGCGGGCAUCUUGUGGACAAUAAAAGCAUAUCUGCAUACACACGCUCACAAAAUUGUUGAGACAUGCACACAUAUAGUUAUUGGUACCCCUUUGUUCAUGAAAUAAAACCCCACAAUGGUCACCUUGAAUCUGACAGAAGUAAGGUUAAA